CGAUGAAGAAAAGUUCUUUUCCCCGGAGAGUGAUCCCAUCUGAUUCGGAAGUGAUGGCGACGGCCAGUGGCAGUGGAAUAAGGCACGGUUCUUCGUGGGUACAGAGGAAGAUCAACUUGAGGCCACAACAUCGGGGCGGCCAUCUCAUUACGGACGAGGUUGUGAAACAAAUGCCAGAGAUUUCCCAGUUCGCCGUCGGCCUCUUUCACAUACAGAUUAUGCACACAUCUGCAAGUUUGGCAUUAAAUGAGAACUGGGAUCCAGACGUUCGAGAUGAUGUAGAGAACUUCAUGAAUAAAUUAGUACCAGAGAACCUACCUUACCAGCACUCCUGUGAAGGUCCUGAUGACAUGCCUGCCCAUAUCAAGGCUAUUCUGUUUGGGUCGAGCCUGUCCAUUCCGAUCACGGAUGGCAAGCUCAACCUGGGCACCUGGCAGGGCAUCUGGCUCUGCGAGCAUAGAAACAGGGCAGGCUCCAGAAAAGUGGUGGUGACAAUCAAUGGCUCCUUGAAAGACUGAAGGGUAGGGUGGUGCGAUGACUACACAGACUUUGCCCCGAGGCAGCCACAAGACUCUCCUUGCGGGAUUGCAGUGACUGAGGGUGAAAUUGUGCUGUAGCUGUGCCAGGGCAGUGUGAAAGCAAGGAAAGCCCAUGGAGUACACGGCUUUUCGCAGCCACCGCCAACAGCACCACCACAUCCACCGUAUUGAAAACAGAGCAACCACUGCCACAGAUGUCAGUGACCAGCGAAGGCAACACCCCAUGCUGCUUUUCUGCAGGCACAGAGGAAACUUGAAAGGACAUUUAAAUAUCCCUUAUCAUCCAGCUUGCUACAUGAUUACUUUUUUGUGUCGCUUUUUUAUUUCUUCUUUUUAAUUAUUUACAUUGAUGUUUGUUGAUCAUCGGUGCUAUGUAAUUCAUCUUAUUCAAACACAUUUGCAACUGUGCUGCCUUAACGCAGAGCAACAGCUUGUUUGAUGCUUCUUGUGUCAGUAUGAAGCUAUGGUUUUUGUGGCAGUUUUGAAUCUAUGGUUUUUUAGAUGUGGCACGUGCAAUUAGCAGCAGCAGACUUGAAAAUCAUAAAAAAAUUUUUUCCCUCUGUAAAAAAAUGUUAUUACGACUACAGCCCCUCUACGUCAGUUGUUUAGACAUAUGCUCCAAAGACGAGGUCAGUGGUCAUUGAGGCGUCAAUCUGUUCAGACACAUUUUUUUCCUCACAACCACGUUUGGUCAAGCUAUUGGCACCCGUGAGUUCAAGUGAGAAUACAUGGACAGUUCUCUACGUGACCUGUGUGCCUGUGCAGCUGUGCUUGUGCACCAGAAUGUUUAUUGGCAUUUUCCUUUCGCAACUCAUUUACUUUACACAUUCCACCUUUGGCUUGAAGGUUCUCCGUGACCUGCUGCAACAGUGAGAAGCCAUUAGAUGUAGACCUCUUGACACCGACAUCACCUCAGUGCUGUGAAUGCAGGCUUGUAAUUAAUUGACCAUGCUAAUUGUGUACAUACUUCUGGUAGCACGGUCACGAAUUUCCUAACAUUAGUAGGACGCUCCGGUCCAUUGAAGUGACACACCAUGGUUGUUGCUUACAGCGCUAGUCUCUCGGUCUCUCUCUCUCUCCCGUUUUGUACCACACAGUAAUUUCAGGGUUGUGCAAAAUGACGAUAGCUGUCUUUGUGAGUGGAGCAUUGACAGCUGUGUUGGCCUUAUUAUGGGCCACGAAAACGUAGCAUAUUUUCGAAGAGCGACCCCACUUAGCAUGCACUUGGAAACGUUUGGGCACUGAGCUCCUUUAUUUGUGGGACUUGUGAUGGAUUGAUGCAUUCGGUUGUGCUGGGCAGGCGACGAUGCAAGGAAUGCCUUUUAAGUGCAAGGUGUCUGCAAAGUCCUGCCAUUACUUUUCUACUCUGCUUUCUAGCGCCCCUCAUGCUGAGCUGCUUGUACAUAGCGCGACCAGAGUGGCACCUAGCGCAGGACUGGCAUACUUUCUUUUGAGUCAAUCACAUCCAUGCCAAGCUUUGGUCAAUUUAUGUGCCACAGCUUGUUGCACUCUGUGUUUUCUGUGAAGAUUUCUCAGAUUGGCCUUAAGACAACUGCAGAAAACUGGCACAAACAUAGGCUGUGCCCUUUAAAAAGGCGUUGGGAAGCUGGAUUGAAAAUUUUGCGAUUCCCUACAAAAUGAGUUGGCGUUUUGCUAGGCUUGUUCUGCAUAAGUCGUGUAAAAAGUACCUGCAGUUCUCCAGCUAUAUUCGAGGGUCUUUGCUGUUGAAUUCCAUGAGGGAGAUAUGUAGUAGCCCAUAAAACUGGGGGCACAAGAUGGUGGCACUGCUACUCAUUAUUGCCAACUGUGAACCCUCCUCCCCCUCUUUCUUUUUUUUGUGUAAUGUGGGUCUAGCAUUUUUAUUGCUUAUCACCGUUUUCUCUAUGAUUAUGGAGUCAUUUGUUUUUCUACGCACAUAUGAUGCUGGAACAAAACUACUGUAAUAUAGACAAACCAUAUGGCUCAUAUGUAGAUGUAUGUAGUUGCAAACUGUUUUCUCACCGUUAGCUGUGACUGCAACUAAUGGUUAUACAGGUGGUUUGUAAGUGUCAGCCUUCAAAUAUUCUUGCAGUGGCUGCAGCAGAGACUGGAUGUUAAGGGCAAAUAUCGGUUCACCUAAAGCACACAAGAAGAUCAGUAGUAUCUACUUGCAUCUAAUUUUCACUUACACGAGGCAAUAUAAGGACUGUAAGCCUUAGAAUUAGUAUGCUUUUGAAAUGUUGAAAUGAAUGUUGCCUCUGCCAGAAAGCAUUUAUGGAAACUGCCAAAUUGCCAUCUCGAGUUGUAAGGCCAACAGUUACAAAAUUGAGCUUUGUCAGCCUGUACAGCUUACACAUAGCAUAUUGAUGACAUGAGCUGGGUUGGUUGGUUAAUUUACCUGCACACAGAAAAAAAAUAUUGGUGCUUGAAAAACAUUUGCACAAGUCGAUUUAACCAGCUGCCUCUAUACUACUAACUCUCUCAUAUACAUACCUAUUUGUUAUAAAGGCAAUAUUUAAAACAUAUGCACAUAAUAGCAUAUCAUAAAUACUCCAUUGUGAGCCAAUUUCACUGUGUUUAACAAAAAUAUGCAAAAGUGAUUAAACAUACCUUUCUGCUAAACAUAACUGCUUCACUGAUAAGUGAGGCCUGUGAUGCAGCCGUCUUAUUUCCAGGUGCUGAGCCAUGGGAUGAGCAUGUGUACAAAAUAGAACAGCAUGACAUUUUAAGUCAUUUCAGUUACUGGAUUGGAUAAAAUGAGAUGUAAAAAUUAAAUUUUUGCUGGUGGUCUAUACAAAUCUCCGAGUAUAUGAUCCCAAAGACACUGGUCACAUGGGCUUUUAAUUCUAUUGAAUAAGGGUCAUUCAUCCUCCAAAGACAACAAUAAUUGCAACAGCAGCAGCUGAAUUUCAAUUUCUGCUGCAAAUUGAUAAGUGGCGGCGUGCUCCCGACUCUGCAAGUCAAACGUCGUUACCGAGGACGUGGUGUAAAUUUGUACCUGUGGAAAUAUUUGUGAACACUCCGAAUCAGAAGUAGGUAUUGUGUGUUGUGCACUUCUGUGCAUGAGCAGUUAUAAAGCUUUUCGCAAUGUGCUGGGCCACUAUAAAAUGCGCUAGGAUGCUCUGUCAUACAUUUAUUGCAUCGCACUUCACGUGAAAAUCUCUCGCGGCAUAUUUGUCUCGAGCCUUACCUUGGCUUAUUGGUGUGCUUGGGAACUUGCUGCAGGUACAAUUCACACAAAAAUUAAGGAAAAGAAAAGCACGUCCGAGUUCCUUUUGAUUGCAUGGGUUUUGAAGAAAAUAUUCCACGCACAAAUUAGCUCCACUACAUUAGCAACAUGUCAUGUGGCAGAUGGAACACGUUGGUAACCGGCCUGACUUAGUCAUACAUUGAACUGUUUACUGCAGCCUCAUUACUACUUGCACACCUACAGGGAUUGUUCGAUGCGCGUCCUUUUUUUUUUUCCUGCGCAAGCUUCUAGAUGCGACAGUGUUCUCUUGCUUGCAUGUUUGUUUAUUUUUGUCUCGAUUGUGAUACUUGGAUGUAGUUCCCCAUUGAAAUUUCUGUAUGCAGUGUUGCGAUUCCUUCCUUAUAUUUUCCACAUUGUAUAGAAAUUAUGCAAAGUUAACGUGGAAUCUGCAUCAUUUUCAUACAAGUAAUACAGGAGGCUAUGAAACUGUGACUGGUUGCGGAAAUGCAUCACUGUAGUUCUCUCCAGUGUUUUAUCGUGACAUGAUGAUACAAAAAAAUUGAUGACUCAUAUAGUCUUUAUUUGGUCAAGAAAAGUAAAAUUGUGGGCAGCAGGCAUUAUGCAAUGUGCAAUGUGUGUACACUGGUGUGAAUGGUAAGAGUGGUAGAUCCUGUGAAAGUAGAUGAAGCUGCAGGGAGAGGGGAUAUAUUUAUGUCUUGUUUGUUUGUUCUUACAGAGGCCGUAGCUUUGCUAUAUUACUUGAACGUUUCCUCUUUUGUAACAGUGUAAGAACUCGGCAAAAUAAAUUGCUGUAUUUGUUAUACACUCAGACCUCCUUAUAACGAAGUCAUAUCUGCCACAAAAGUGUUUCAUUAUAUCCAAAAAAUUUGUUAUAGACAUAUACUUGCAGCACUGUGUCUGACAGAGCUAUUUUUUAUUUACUUCAUAAUAACCGAUAAUUUGUUAUAUCGAAGUUUGAGUGUAGCUCAUUUGAAAACAUUAGUGAAAGAAAGAUUGAAUGUUUAUUCUUUACUGUCUUCGCCAUUUUACUAGUGCAAUUGAAUUAACGAGAUAACUGUGGCUGUGUGUUGUGGUCAAUAUCUAAGACAGCUAUGUUUUUAAAAAUUGUUGGCAAUAGGUUUCGACUGUAUUCACAAAAAUUUAACUAAGCUGAAGUAUAUCUUGGGGUAUGUUCAAGCUAUGCACACUUGCCUGAGGAUGCUGUUACCGAAUCGAAACUUGUCAAUAUUUUUCUGUUUUGCACUGGCUCCAGAGUGAAUGGGGGCAGUUUUGGUGACAGUCAUUUGUUCUUGAGCCCAGUGUGUUGCCAGAACCAAUGUUUCAACAUGCAGAUUUCUCUUCUUCGAGGCUGUAACUUGACGAAGACAAGUUUGCUUGUUGAAUGUCUCCAGCGACACACUGUUCAAGAAUUUUUCGUUAAAUGGUGUGUUUGUAAGUAGCUUGUUUGUGUUGGUGAGGUGGGUAUUUGCUUGAGGUUCUUCAGUGGCUGCUGGCCUUUUACGCAAGAGCAUAAUUAACUUGGAGCAGCAUGCAUUUCACAUAAUUGCUACCCACUCUUGCAUCUCCUCAGCUGCUGCCCACAGCCACUUUUCCCAAGCUCUGUACAAGCCCCGAUAAGAGCGGGUACUCACAACCUGUGGCAAUGCAGUAAUGGCAACAGGCUGUCUAGCAAAGAGUACCUUUUGACUGGAUGAGAGCAAAACAUAUCAUUCGAAGAAUGUGUAUCAGAAAUUUGCUGUUAAAACUUUCUCAUUUUGGCGUGCGAAAGCAGUUUCUGGGAUGCGUGUAGACCGUGUACCUUCAUAAUGCCGGCGCAUGUGUCGGUGUAUGUAUGUAUAAAAUGUGCAUUGGUGCAGAGCCACCCACAGUUUUUCUUUCUCCCAGAGUUUCCAGUGUAGUGCUUUUUAAAAAAUUGAGGGGAAAAUAGUUUUAUUGUGAGGCUGUUGCUUGUGAAAGAAAGAGAGAGAGAGAAAAAAAAAAGACAGUAAUCCCAACUGUGCCAACGGUCACUGUUACAAGACCAACAGGCAAACGAUGACAUGCUUUUGACUGUUGUUCCUAUGGCCUCUGUGUUCUGGCUUCCCUUCGGUUACAUGCUGGUUUCUUCUCGCUGUUGGUAUAAUAACACUUUUUGCUCAAGACCUGAAGGAUGCGGAGGCGUUCUCAAUCCAUUCAACACAAGCAGACGAGGUCUUUUACCCAGUCUUCCUACGAGACCUCUUGCUGUUAUUCUUGGGAUCUCUCUUUUGUUAAAUAAAGGCUCACAGGCAUAAUUCUCAACGGCUCGCCACGUGUGCUGUGCAGUGAACUCGAAAGGGUUGGUUACGUAGUCGAGCACUUCCAGAUAAAUAAAAAAAUAGGACAAUCUGAAUAGGCGUCAAAUGUAAAAAAGCGUGCAGAGCACGGAAACGAGCACUAACCAAUUUUCACUUAGGUGUCACCAUCUGUGGACAUUGACAGAAUGGCAAGCUUUGCUGUGCUUGUUUCCCCGAGUCUGUUCUCAAUCUAGGCAUUUAAUGCUCCACAAGGCAACUUUUUAUACAAUAAUAAAGUGUGAUAUAUUG
Rhipicephalus microplus (southern cattle tick) is the source of this 6293-nucleotide messenger RNA. RefSeq names its product UPF0047 protein YjbQ. NCBI's taxonomy places the organism in Eukaryota, Metazoa, Arthropoda, Arachnida, Ixodida, Ixodidae. The record is from RefSeq and is a predicted model, not a curated record.